Molecule: messenger RNA, 2274 nt
Organism: Drepanopeziza brunnea f. sp. 'multigermtubi' MB_m1
Lineage: Eukaryota; Fungi; Ascomycota; Leotiomycetes; Helotiales; Drepanopezizaceae
Biological process (GO): copper ion import; intracellular iron ion homeostasis; iron ion transport
Cellular component (GO): plasma membrane
Molecular function (GO): ferric-chelate reductase activity
Source: RefSeq, a predicted model, not a curated record
AUGUAUCACCUAGUGCCUUCACUGCUGCUCCUGCUCUGGCAAACUGCCGGAGCUUCAGCAGGUGGGAUCAUCGGCUAUGGAAUCACCAUGUACAAGCCCGUCUGCGCCUAUGCCUGUAGCGAUGCCCUGUCCUCGCUCUAUCUCAACUGUACGACUUUUAUGAGCCACGAUAGUAUGGAUAUGGCUGGCAUGAAGCUCAAGAAGCGGAUGGAUAUGGGCAGCGAGAUGAUGGGAAUGACGUCCGACGAAUGCUACGCCACCGAUCGCGUCUGGCAGGAGACUCUCGCCUACUGCAUGAAAGACAGGUGUGGAACCAUCGAUGGGGUGAGCGAGGAGAGGAUUGCCAAAGCCUACAGCAAGCUGUCGAAUUCGGACGCGGUAUACAGCGAAGUGCUCCCGGCCGAGCGCCCGGCAACAGAGCUGGACGCUGAUGCGGAGUGGUUGAAUGUCACGAGUCUUGUGAACUCCAAGCUCUACUUCGACAAUCGUCAGACGAGAUCCGAGUUUGAGUACCAGGAGACGAUGCAUGCGCGACUUUCGAUUGUCGUCUAUGUCCUGACCGUCGGCAUCGCGUUGGUCGUGGGUUACUUCGCGAGAUUCGGCCUGGCACGUCUCGUCCCCGUCGCCGUCUCUAAGCAUCUGGUUCUCCCAGCCCUCUUCAAUGGAAGACAUCAAGCCCCCCUCCCAGGCAACCUCGGCUACGCGCCCUCUCGCUUGCUCUCCUUCCUCAUCUUUCUCUACGUGCUCCUCAACAUCAUCUUUUCCGCCGUACCCUACAAAUCCGUCGCACCGAACGCUGAGAGCACGUGGUUCACGGCCAAGAAGAAUGAGAUCGCAACCUACGUCGCGAAUCGCACUGGUGUCCUCUCUUUCGCCAACUUGGGCAUCGCCAUCCUCUUCGCCGGUCGACUCAACCCCCUGAUCCUGCUCUCCGGGCUCUCGCAGAACGCGUGCCUCACUUUCCACCGCUGGGCCGCCCGCGUCUCGACCGCGCAGGCCAUCGUCCACUCGAUCAUCUACACCGUCACCUACUUCUGGGACGGUGGGAAGCAGGCGUACUACGACGAAGUGAAGAAGGCGUACUACUGGUGGGGCAUCGUCGCGACCGUUCUCAUGUCGCUCGGUCUGGCCUUCUCCAUCCUCCCCCUCCGAAAGGCUCAGUACGAGAUAUUCCUCGUCGCUCAUGUCAUCAUGGCUAUCAUGGUCCUCAUUGGCUGCUGGUACCACAUCGAACUCCGCUUUGGUACCUCUUGGGGCUAUGAAGUAUGGCUGUACAUCUGCAUCGCAUUCUGGUCCUUUGAUCGCCUGGCGAGAUUCGGACUGGCCAGAUACCGCAACAUGUGGGGUACGACGACGCAGGCCGUGGCCGAACUCACGCCGGGCGGGCACUUCAUCAAGCUCACCGUCUACCCGGGCAAGAAAUGGACCUUCGGACCCGGGCAACACGCCUUCCUGUUCUUCCCAUCGACCGGCCGCUUCUGGGAGAACCACCCUUUCUCCAUCGCCGCGUGGGACCACGGCUCCUCAUCAUCGUCAUCAUCAUCACCCUCCUCGCAGGUGACAGAAGAAGCCGCCUCCUCGCCGCAGCAGCGCGACCCCGAAAAAGACGCCGACAUGGAAAUCUCCCACGCGCCCGCCGGCAACGACUCGUCGUCGACGUCGUCCUCCUCCCUGCCCACCAAGACCCGCCCGGCCACGCACGCGACGGCGACGACGACGUACACGGGCGACGGCCGCCCGAGCAUCACCUUCCUGAUCCGGCCGCACAAGGGCAUGACGUCGACCAUCCAGCGCGAGCUCGCGGCCCUCCCCACGCCCACCCACUUCCCGCUCUCGCUGGAGGGCCCGCACGGCCACGCCGCGGACCUCUCCCGCGCGGACGCCAUCCUGUGCAUCGCCGGCGGCAUCGGCAUCACGGCGCUGACGGCGUACACGCAGCACUUCGUCGAGGCGCGGCGCCGGCAGGCCAUGGCCGCCCGCCGCCUGGUCCUCGCCUGGUCCUACCGCGAGAGGGAGCUCGCGCCCGUCGUCCGCGCCUUGCUGCCCGCCGACGCCGAGGCCCUGGGCGUCGUGUUCGUGUGGCGGUGCACGACCGAGGGCGAGCGGGUCGACGUGCCGGCGCUGGUCCAGAGCGAGGCGCAGGCCGCGAAGCGGCUGGCCGUCCUGGUGUCCGCGUCGGGCGGCCUGGCGGACGAGGUGAGGAGGUGGGUCGUGGAGUGUGAGGGCGUGGCCGGGACGAGGAUCCAGCUCCACGAGGAGAGUUUCACGUGGUAG